AGUCUAGUUCUCUACCUUCCCUCUUACAUUGUCCCUAAUUCCACUCCUCGCAUCUCUGCUUUCUGUCUCGAUUUUCUAGAGAGAGAGACUCAGUCGACUGUUUUCAAACAAUAUCAAUGGGGUUCGUAUCGUUCCUUGGAAGGGCUCUAUUCGCCUCUGUCUUCGUAUUCUCAGCAUGGCAAGAGUAUAAUGAAUUUGGCAUUGAUGGGGGCCCGGCGGCAAAGUCCUUGGCCCCAAAGUUCGAUGUUUUCUCAAACCACGUGUCAGUACUGACUGGGCUUCAAGUACCAGACGUAGAAAUCAAAUAUCUAGUUGCUGCAGGUAUAGCUAUGAAGGGUCUUGGGAGCAUUCUUUUCAUCCUUGGUAGCUCUCUUGGAGCUUAUCUACUGCUUCUACACCAGGCAAUUGCUAUUCCAAUCUUGUUUGACUUCUACAACUACGAUAUCUAUAAGAACGAAUUUGCUCUGCUUUUUCUCAAGUUUACACAGAGUUUGGCAAUGAUGGGUGGAUUGCUCUUCUUUAUUGGCAUGAAGAACUCAAUGCCAAGGAGACAUAAGAAGAAGGCUCCCAAAACUAAGACUAACUGAGAAAAAAUAGCUUCGGUUCCAUUUGGAUAUCACUCAGGAUUGCGUUUUGCAUGCUUGUUUGGUUGAGGAGGCAGUUUGCUGCUCUUCCUUUUGCCUUCGUUUAAUGCUUUUUAACAUUUACAGUGGGGUGAUGUUUCAUCGGGGAUUUAGAAAUUUUUAGUUGAGUUCCAGAGUACGUUUCAUGAGGAAAAAGUCUGAUUCCGUGUCCGUACCCGGUUUACUCUAGAUUCAUUUAAUUUGAGAAGGUUAAAUUU
Rhododendron vialii is the source of this 841-nucleotide messenger RNA. RefSeq lists its product as uncharacterized. The record is from RefSeq and is a predicted model, not a curated record. The transcript has 5 exons. The coding region runs from base 117 to 587 and encodes 156 amino acids. NCBI's taxonomy places the organism in Eukaryota, Viridiplantae, Streptophyta, Magnoliopsida, Ericales, Ericaceae.